This is a messenger RNA of Cebus imitator (Panamanian white-faced capuchin), 2392 nucleotides long. Its product is annotated as BCL2/adenovirus E1B 19 kDa protein-interacting protein 2-like. Lineage: Eukaryota; Metazoa; Chordata; Mammalia; Primates; Cebidae. Gene Ontology annotation, cellular component: cytoplasm. Gene Ontology annotation, biological process: apoptotic process. The record is from RefSeq and is a predicted model, not a curated record. The transcript has a single exon.
GGGUCAGCUGCUGCCGCCGACGCCAUGCCGCUGCGGCCGGGGGAUUGGGCCGGGGUCUCCACCACCGACCAAGGGGAGCGGGCUCCGCUCGGCGCCGCUUUCUGCAACCUGGCCGUCAGCCCCAUGUCGCCUGCCUGGAGGAGCGAGGAGGACAAGGGGGCCAAGUCUUCCUCCGGGGACAUUGGCCCUGUGGAUUAUCAAGAGUUUGUAGUUGACAUUGAAUCCAGGCUGAGGAUGGAAGGUGUGGAACUUAAAGAAGAAUGGCAAGAUGAAGAUUUUCCAAUACCUUUACCAGAAGAUGAUAGUAUUGAAGCAGAUAUACUAGCUAUAACUGGACCAGAGAACCAGCCUGGUUCCCUAUAAGUUAAUGAAAAUAAAGUGAGAAAGAGACUAAUGGCUCCAGACAUUAGCCUGACACUGGAUCCUAGCGAUGGCUCUGUAUUGUCAGAUGAUUUGGAUGAAAGUGGGGAGAUUGACUUAGAUGGCUUAGAUGCACCAUCUGAGAAUAGUAACGAGUUUGAGUGGGAAGAUGAUCUUCCAAAACCCAAGACUACUGAAGUAAUUAGGAAAGGCUCAAUUACUGAAUAUACAGCAGCAGAGGAAAAAGAAGAUGGACGACGCUGGCGUAUGUUCAGGAUUGGAGAACAGGACCACAGGGUUGACAUGAAAGCAAUUGAACCCUAUAAAAAAGUUAUGAGCCAUGGGGGAUAUUAUGGGGAUAGAUUAAAUGCCAUUGUUGUGUUUGCUGUCUGUUUCAUGCCUGAAAGUAGUCAACCUAACUAUAGAUACCUGAUGGACAAUCUCUUUAAAUAUGUUAUUGGCACUUUGGAGCUAUUAAUAGCAGAGAACUACAUGAUAGUUUAUUUAAAGGGUGCAACAACUCGAAGAAAAAUGCCCAGUCUGGGGUGGCUCAGGAAAUGUUAUCAGCAAAUCGAUAGAAAGUUACGGAAAAAUCUAAAAUCCCUAAUCAUUGUCCAUCCUUGUUGGUUUAUCAGAACACUUCUGGCUGUUACAAGGCCAUUUAUUAACUCAAAAUUCAGCCAAAAAAUUAGAUACGUCUUUAAUUUGGCAGAACUAGCAGAACUUGUCCCCAUGGAAUACGUUGGCAUACCAGAAUGCAUAAAACAAGUUGGUCAAGAGCUUAAUGGAAAGCAAGACGAACCGAAAAAUGAACAGUAAGUUUGGCAUCUAGUCCAAAGAAGACUGAAGAAUGUGCUGAUGAAGCAGUGCCGUUUUUGCAUUCAUAAUGCAUUUAUUGGCCCAUAUUUUUAUGUAACCUGUUACAAGAUUGACUUGACUUUUCUUAAUGGACUUUUGUGUUAUGCAAGGUACUGUUCACUGCUGUACUGGUUUGCAAAUCUCUUGAAUUUAGCUCUUUAAUAGCUAACUGUAUUAUCAUUUUAUAUUUUAUAUUGCUAAAUAGCAGAGAACCACACUUUAUAUACAACAGUUUUUGCAUUUGUUUAUUGAAUGACGCAUCAUCUUCGGUGAAAUAUUUAUAUGCAUAAAAGGCAAAGGAAAGAAAUAAUAUAUAUUUUUAUGUUUUUGAGCAAUAUCUUUUAAAGUGUAACUGUCAUGUGGAAGAAAUAUGCAGGUAUAUAAGAGCAUGAUUUUGUAAAGUGCAUAUUAGAAUUUUUGUUUUUGUAAAUGGUUAAAUACAUUUCCUAGGUAACUUAGAAAAUUAAGUUUCUCAUAAGGCAGCGAACAGUUAAACUGAUUCUCAUGAAUACCCAAAGAUCAUGUACAUAAUCAAAGUGUAUUAGUACCAUCCCAAGGUUUUUUUCUCAUUUAACAUACAUUUUUCAUAAUUCAGCAAGUACAAAUGCAGGCGCAUUGCACACUUUUUUCUUUUUAAAGACAAGUCAAAAAGCCAUUUUUAGAACUAGAGGAUUUAAGACAUUAGGAAUGGGGGUUUGUAAAUAUGUAUUAUGGGUCAUUUUAUUUUCUGACCCAAAGUCAGAACUUUAUAAAAAUCUUGAGUUUGUUCACUAAUAUGAAAUAAGCUGUGUGUCCAGGGUAUUGCUCCCCUGAAUGUGUGUGAGUGCUGUGUAGUAUUGCAGAGAAUAUGAUGAGUCAUUCACUGUCACAACUUUUUCUGUAGAAAACAGGGGCUGCUUUUUAAACUGCUCUCACUGUGGGCAUUUUACCAAAAUACUUCCAUAUCAAUUAUUUGAACUCAGUAGUUGUUUGACCUAAUUAGAUGUGGUGUUUGUUCAAAUUUCUAUGAAAUCAUGUUUGACAAUACUGUAAAUUAGGUUAAUUCUGUAAGUCUUAGAGAGCAUCAUGAUAUUGUGCUGUUUUGGAUAACACAUUUGAUACAAGCAUUUAAAUGGUUUCAUUUGGUAAGUACCAUUACAUUGAAAUAAAUUGUAUUUGUGCCUCAAAAAAAAAA